This is a messenger RNA of Closterium sp. NIES-67, 2836 nucleotides long. The record is from the annotation of a GenBank genome assembly. Lineage: Eukaryota; Viridiplantae; Streptophyta; Zygnematophyceae; Desmidiales; Closteriaceae.
CAACUAGCAGCACGAAACGCCUUUCUCUCUUUUGCGUUGCUCUCGAGCAAGGCAGCCCAGGGCCCUUGCGAGCAUUCUCGCAUCGAGAUAGAAGCCAGCUCCAUUCAGCCCCGCAGCAGCAACGCGAACUCAAAUUCUUCCAAAUUGCGAAAGAAACGCGAGCAGCUCCAGCAGCCCGAGACUUAGACUCCGAAAUUCCGCUCGAUUUAGAGUCGCUAGGUCUACCGCCGUUCUAGUAGCACCAUGGCGUGUGCCUCCGGGCUGACUCAGAUCUCCUCCCAAGCAGCCACAGCCGUUGGAUCGGGUCUCUCCAUUUCCAUUCCCAGGCGCUCUUUGCCUCCAGCUAGCUUCGGCCGCGGCGGCCUUCCGACCACCAAACGCCACGCGCCGUCGCAAGUAACAGCCUCCACGGCUUUCUCCUCCGCCGCAUCGGCGGGCGGUAAAUCUUCGUUUAGUACUACUAGCCACCUGCCUCCAUCGAACACUGCAGGCACUCCUAGCGGCGGUUCUGCUAUCACGUGGCCGUCCUUCACGUCCCCCUCCCCAAGGCCUCCCCCGACUCCCUCACCGCGCCCGCGCGUCCCUCUUUCCCCGCGCCCAAGCGGCGGCGGAGCGGCUUCCGCGGCCGCCUCCCCCAGCAGCAGGCGGCGCUGGCGGAAGGGGCUUCUCGUCGCAAACGGGCUCGCCGCGCUUUACGGCUCCGCGUCCGCCGUGGCACGCGCCACGGAAUCAACCCAUCCGUUGAGUCAUAUCGCCCCGCAUUUGGCGCCCCUCAUGGAUCACGUUCCCGCCGAAUACGCUUCACCCAUCCGAUUCGCCGCAGCGGCGCUCCCGUUCGCCCCUACUGCCGUCAGCACCUUCGCAGCCGCAGCAGCGGGUCGCCUGGGCGACAGUGUGCGAUCUGCGACGACGUCCGCCAAAGGCCCGCUGGAACCUGAACUGGAAUCGUCCCUGCCAGUCGGGGGUCACCUGGGCCCAGCCGAGGGGAGGGUUUCGCCGCCAUCGGAGAAAGAAGCGUCGUCAUCUGUUAUGACAGCAGAGAAGGUGGCGGAAAAGGCGGCGGAGAAGGCGGCGGUGGUGACGGCGGGAGUGGAGCUAGCGUCGUACAGCUUCCUGGGCGACCUGCUGUCGCAGUUCACCGACGCCGAUAGCGCCUCCACCCCGCUGCUGCUAGUGCUCUCGCUCCUACUCCUCCCCCUUCUCCAAUUCGCCGACCGCCUCCACCGCGAAGCCACCAACGGCUCCAGCAGCAGCAGCGGAGUCGGAAGCGGCCGCACAUCCCGUGCACCGAUCGUGUCCGCGCUCGUCGCGAUGGUGGCCCUCGUUGCCGCGAGCGGGGCCUCCACAGGCGCAGGGCCAUCCGCCCUUCUCUCCGGCCUGGGGCAGUCGCUGCCCCUAUCAACCCCGUGGCCGCUGCUCGCGUGCUUGCUCUCCCUCGUCUCCCUUCUCCGCUGCGAGGCCCACUGCACCUGCUUCGACCCGCUCUCCCUCACCGCCGUGCAGACUUCCUCUCUCGCCUCCCUCUCCCUCUUCUCCUCCCUCCUCUUUCACCUCCUCUCCUCCUCCUCCUCGUCCGCCUUCCCACACGGCAUCUUGCCCAUAAUCACCGAUGCUGCAGCUGCUGCGGCACAUGCGGGCCCCGCAGUUCCCAGCACUGCGGCGCUGCUGCCGCUGAUUUACAGCGGGCUCAUGUGCUCCGGACUAGGCACGUGGAUGGAGAUGAAGUGCCUGCAAGACAUGCCAGCGCCGGCCCUCAUGCUGGUUUUUACAUCCAUCCCCAUCUGGGGCGGGUUGCUCUCUGCCCUGGCACAGGGAGAGGUUCCGGAGAUUGGGCUGGGUGUGGCUGGGCUCGUCAUUGCUGCUGUAAACGCCGGCGCGUGGGCAGUUAUGUCCCGGAAUGGCGAUGGUGCUGCUUCAGGCCAUGCUGAAAAGGCCAGCGGCUCGGCAAACUCCAGCGGUAACAGCAGCAGCACUGUAGAUAGUAACGGCAGCUACACUCCACAGAAUAACAUGCCGGGUGCGGAAGAGGAUGCUUCAGUUUCCAAAGUGCCUGUGGAGCAGGUCAGUAACGCCCUGGUGGCUUCCCAGCUCAAGGUGCCCUUCUACUCCGCCAAGGCCAAGAGCGUCCUUCUGAAGCUGAAGCUCAAGGCCAAGGUGGCUGGAGCCAAGGUGCUGGGAGGGAAAGUAGGGGUCAAAGCUGUGGCUGCCUCUGCGUACAGUGCGUCUCACGCGCUGACGUCGGCUGUGGGAAGCGGGAGCUUUGGCGCUGGUACUGCUGAUGCUGCUGCUGCAGCGGCUGCUGCUGCUGCUGGAGGGACGGUAGAUGCGCUCUCCUCCCUUGGCGGUGGAAUGGAGAUCUCGUCGUUUGUCAGCAGCAGCAACAUGCCACUCGUGCACCAUGUUCCCAAGGUUAUGCUGAGCGUGCUUCCGGUCGCACCUGAUCAGCUGCUCUCCUCUGUGCAUCUCCAUGACGUUCUCCACGUGGUUCCCUCCUCCCUCCACCACUUCAUCCACUGACAAGGUGGAACAAGAGGGCGAGGUGCAGACAAGGGAGGCAAUGGCUGGGGGCAAUGGCCGGGCAUCAAUGGCUCCUGGUUGGGAAUGGUUGGCACUGAAUGAUUAUAUUCAUUCAUUGCCAACCAUUUGCACUUGCAUAUGGCUAUUGCAUGGCCUCGUUGAUGCGUGCUCGUUUUUGUGCUUGUUGUGCUUGUUUCAACAAGCAUUGAAAUUACUGGCCAGGAUAGAUUAGGGUGCUAUCCUGACCAGGCAUUUCCAUGCUUGUUAUGCUGCUUGUACUUAUGCUUUUUAUGAAUUUAAAUAAUGAUCCACACAUCCA